This is a messenger RNA of Cuscuta campestris, 1828 nucleotides long. The record is from the annotation of a GenBank genome assembly. Lineage: Eukaryota; Viridiplantae; Streptophyta; Magnoliopsida; Solanales; Convolvulaceae.
CCAGGCCCAACCAAUCUUUUCUCUUAGACCCUUAGUUACGCGAGAGAGUGAGAGCCGCACGAAAGAACCGGAAGGCAGGGUCGACGGAAGUACGGAACUGACGGAACUCAGAUAUGCCGCCGUCGCCGCCAGACGCACCGCCGGACGCCGACUCUAAAGCUCCAGCCUCCAGUUCCAUUGCGUCGGGGCAGAACUGAUCCUGAACUGAUCCUGGAGGAAAUCUGAACCCAAAGCCGAACGUGUAAAGGCCCCGAACCACUGUUCGUCUUCCAUCAACCGGGUCUCUUGGGAACACUCUUUCUACUCAUACUCUCAAGCAACCUGUUCCUUGGCUUCAAUGGCUAGCAACUCUCAAUUCCCUAGCAUGCAGCCGCCUCGACUUCCUCUAGCUGGUCCUCCUCAGAGUGCUUAUACACCCAUGCCGGUGCCGCCACAGUUCCGACCACAUAUGGUUCCACCACAGCCAUUCAUCCCAGGACCCUCUCAACAAUUUCAGCCUCUUGGGCAUACAAAUGUUAUGAUGCCUCCUCCUCCUUCACAAGUCCCUUUUCCUCAGCCAAUGCAGCAGAUGCAUGGUAGAUCUAUUGCAGGAGCGCACAAUGUUCCUUCACCACAGGCAAUUCCACCACCACCUGAUUUUGCAAACAGGCCCGUCACACCUGUUGCUCUUCAACCUCAACAAAACUUUCAGAUGUCAAAUAACUAUAUGCCUUGCCCCAGUGGCUCAAGUUUGCCAAUUUCUUCUUCGUUCAAGAUGGAUUCAGAGUCUUCUGGAAGUCUACACCAGGCACAAAAAAGCGAUUCUAUGUUUCCCGUUGGCAGACAGCCAUGUGUGUUGCCUGGGAACCCUAGCGAUAAUUCUAAAAACAUGCCCAUGGAGCAGAGCAAUGAACCCUUGCUAAAAAGGGAAGAAGAAAGCAAUACUGCUAUUUUGGAAGCAAAUCCUAAGCUUGGAUCUGCUGAUAAGAUGGAGUCAGGUUGGAUAGAACAUACUGCCCGCACCGGCAAAAAAUAUUAUUACAACAUGAGGACAAAAGUAUCUAGCUGGGAGAAACCUUUGGAGCUGAUGACUGCAAUUGAGGCAUGCAUUUCCUUUCUUUCUCAUGUGAAUGUAUGAUUAUCCUUGAGGGAAGUGAGCUGGUUGAGGAUUUGGGGAAACACCAUUUAGGAGUUAUCAUUGUGUGGAGUCACCCUUUCUUGCCUGUUGCUCCCUGUUUUUGCAGUAACAGCCCUUCUGUCAUGAAUGAGAAGGAUAAGCUUUGUUGAAUUAUUUGUUUACAUAACAGCAAACUCACUAGUCAGGUAGUAGGUUUAAUUUCUGCACUUUGAGGUGCUGUUUUAUUUUUAUUUUGUACGGUGAGAAGGGUUGAUGAAAUGGUGAAUAGACAUGUGGCUUGAGGAUGAGGUAGACCUAAGAAAACUUGGCACAAGGUGGUCAAGGGAGACCUUCGCGUGAAUGAUCUCGGUGCAGAUACUAACAUGAUAGGGCACAAUGGCAUCAUUUGAUCCAUGUAGCCGACCCCACGUACUCGGAUAAGGCAUUGUUGUUGUUGUAUUUUUAUUUUUGUACCAGGCUUUGAUCAUCUUACUUUCAUGUUUACAUAGGUUUAUGUCACACUUCCCCCUUUUUGUCUCCACCCUACUACCCUAGAGAUGGUACUUGUAGUGUUGUUUCUGCAUGUUUUGGACAAAAGUAUUCAUAUUCUUUGUCGGCAUGCAUAUCUGAAAUGCCCUCUCUUGUUUCAAUUUAUUUUGUCUUAUUUGUAUUUGGUUACCCGCUUUGAUUUUUUUUCUCAUUAAUCUGUUGGAAUAAAGCCGAGAAUUUUUU